CUGUUCGUGUUGCGGCUAAGGGGGAGGGGCGGGGACCGCGCGUUUGGGAGCCACGAUCCGGGCUCGGGUCCUUCGUUUGUCCGGGAUCUUCCCCGUGCGGUCGGGAUCUUCGGGGAGGCUGCGGCGAGAGCGGGGGCCCGCCGGGUUCCGAGCCCUCCGCGGCGUCGGGCCCUUGUCCCGUCUCCGGGGAUCUAGACUGAGCCGGGCAGGCAGCUCGGGCGAGGGGCGCGGAGGAGCCGGGACCCAGCCUGCGGGCGGGGCGGAACCGCCGCUGCUGCUGCCAGGGAGGCGGGGGGGCCCGGGCCGCUCUGGAUGGUGGCGAAAAUGAUCAUAGAAAACUUCGAGGCGCUGAAAUCCUGGCUCAGCAAAACCUUGGAGCCCAUAUGUGAUGCAGAUCCCUCAGCCCUAGCUAAAUAUGUUCUUGCCUUGGUAAAGAAGGAUAAAAGUGAGAAAGAGCUGAAGGCAUUGUGUGUUGAUCAGCUGGAUGUAUUUCUUCAAAAGGAGACCCAGAUAUUUGUUGAAAAACUUUUUGAUGCUGUGAAUACGAAGAGCUAUCUACCUCCGCCAGAGCAGCCCUCAUCAGGAAGCCUAAAAGUUGACUUUUUUCAACACCAAGAAAAGGACUUAAAAAAGGAAGAGAUAAUUAAAGAGGAAGAGCGAGAAAAAAAGUUUUCUAGAAGACUAAAUCACAGCCCUCCUCAGUCAAGCUCUCGGUACCGAGAAACUAGAAGCCGUGAGGAAAGAAAAAAAGAUGAACGUUCUCGCAAGAGAGAUUAUGACCGUAACCCCCCUAGACGGGAUUCAUAUAGAGACAGGUACAAUAGAAGAAGAGGGCGGAGUCGGAGCUACAGUAGGAGUCGAAGCAGAAGUUGGAGUAAGGAACGAUUGCGGGACCGGGAUAGAGACAGGAGCAGGAGCAGAAGUAGAAGCAGAACACGAAGCAGAGAAAGAGAUUUGGGAAAGCCAAAAUACGAUUUGGAUAGAACAGAUCCAUUAGAAAACAAUUAUACUCCAGUUCCAUCUGUAACAAACAUUUCAUCUGGCCAUUACCCUGUCCCUACACUGAGUAGCACUAUUACAGUUAUUGCUCCUACUCAUCAUGGUAAUAACACUACUGAAAGUUGGUCAGAGUUCCAUGAAGAACAGUUGGACCACAACUCAUAUGGAAGACCUCCACUGCCAAAGAAACGCUGCAGAGAUUAUGAUGAAAAGGGUUUCUGUAUGAGAGGAGACAUGUGUCCCUUUGAUCAUGGAAGUGACCCAGUAGUUGUAGAAGAUGUGAAUCUUCCUGGAAUCCUGCCUUUUCCAGCACAGCCCCCUGUUGUUGAAGGACCACCUCCGCCUGGACUUCCUCCCCCACCACCAAUUUUAAGUCCUCCACCUGUUAAUCUUAGACCGCCAGUGCCACCUCCAGGCCCUUUACCACCUAGUCUUCCACCUGUUACAGGACCACCUCCUCCACUUCCACCUUUACAACCUGCUGGCAUGGAUGCUCCUCCAAACUCAGCAACCAGUUCCGUUCCUACUGUUGUUACAACUGGUAUUCAUCACCAGCCACCUCCUGCUCCACCCUCUCUCUUUGCAACAGAAACAUAUGACACAGAUGCCUAUAAUCCUGAAGCUCCAAGUAUAACGAAUACUUCAAGGCCCAUGUACAGGCACCGAGUGCAUGCCCAAAGGCCUAAUUUGAUAGGACUUACAUCAGGUGAUAUGGAUCUGCCCCCCAGAGAAAAACCUCAGAAUAAAAACAGUAUGAGGAUUGUGGUGGAUUCUGAGUCCAGGAAAAGAUCAAUUGGUGCAGGAGAUGGAGGAAUUCCUACAAAGAAGGCUUGGUUUGACAAGCAAAACUUUAACAGAACAAACAAUCCAGGUUUCCAGAAGAAGGUGCAGUUUGGAAAUGAGAAUACAAAGCUUGAAUUGAGGAAAGUUCCUCCAGAACUUAAUAAUAUCAGCAAACUUAACGAGCACUUCUGCAAAUUUGGAAACUUAGUCAACUUGCAGGUUGCCUAUCAUGGUGAUCCAGAAGGUGCCCUUAUCCAGUUUGCCACCCACGAAGAAGCAAAGAAAGCUAUAUCGAGCACAGAAGCAGUAUUAAAUAAUCGCUUUAUUAAAGUCUAUUGGCAUCGAGAAGGCAGUGCUCCACAAAUGUCAGCUACCAUGCAAAAGGUAAUACAGCCUUUAGUUCAGCAACCCAGUUUACCAGUAGUGAAGCAGUCGGUCAAAGAGCGAUUAGGUCCUGUACCUGCAAGUAAUAUUGAGCCCGCAGAGGCUCAGAGUGCCAGUACAGAAGUUGCUCAGAAUGUGACUAAAUUAUCUGUGAAAGAUAGACUGGGUUUUGUAUCAAAACUGCCUGCUCCAGCAACAGAGAAGGUAUUGUCCACGUCUACUGGCUUGACUAAAACUGUAUACAAUCCUGCUGCUUUGAAGGCAGCACAGAAAUCUUUGUCUGUUGUUUCCACUUCCAUUCUAGACUCUAAUGAAGCACAGAAGAAAAAACAGGAAGCACUAAGACUUCAACAAGAUGUGAGAAAGAAAAAACAGGAGAUCUUAGAAAAGCACAUUGAAACACAAAAGAUGCUGAUUUCAAAGUUGGAGAAGAAUAAACCCAUGAUGAAGUCAGAAGACAAAGCAGAAAUAAUGAAAACACUGGAGACUUUGACUAAUAGCAUUACCAAGUUAAAGGAUGAAUUAAAAGGUGUCUCAUCUGGAGGUGCUCCUCUAAAAAGCUUGAAAACUAAGGCUCAGAUGCAGAAAGAAUUACUGGAUACUGAGCUUGAUUUGUAUAAGAAGAUGCAGGCUGGGGAAGAAGUGGCUGAACUAAGAAGAAAGUACACAGAACUGCAACUUGAAGCUGCCAAACGAGGGAUUCUUUCUUCAGGUCGCGGUAGAGGAAUUAAUGCACGAGGUCGGGGUGCAUCACGUAGCAGAGGCAGAGGAAUACGAGGCCGGGGUCGCGGAAGAGGGGUUCCAGGUCAUGCAGUAGUGGAUCAUCGACCGAGGGCACUGGAGAUCUCUGCAUUCACAGAAAGUGAUAGAGAAGAUCUUCUUCCUCAUUUUGCGCAAUAUGGUGAAAUUGAAGAUUGCCAGAUAGACGACUCUUCUCUCCAUGCAGUGAUUACUUUUAAGACAAGAGCAGAAGCUGAAGCUGCUGCUGUUCACGGAUCUCGAUUCAAAGGACAGGAUUUGAAGUUGGCAUGGAAUAAGCCAGUUAUUAAUAUGUCUGCUGUUGAAACAGAAGAAGCUGAACCAGAUGAAGAGGAAUUUCAGGAAGAAUCCUUGGUGGAUGAUUCAUUGCUUCAAGAUGAUGAUGAAGAAGAAGAGGAUAAUGAGUCUCGUUCAUGGAGAAGAUGAUUCAACUGAUCAGAGAAAGUGCUGGAACUGUACCUACAUUGCAUUAGUAUUACCUAAUGUACUUUUGCUUGUUUGUACUAAAAAGUUUUUUGGUAAAUGUGAUGAAGUUGGAUUUCAGAAAUAGACUAAAAAGCAGCUGAUCAAUCCUGUAUUUUGCCAGAUUCAUGUUUGAGUUUCAGUAAAUGAUUGCUAAAGACAUCUUAUUAGGAACAUAUGCAAUGUUUUUAUUACAUACUUCUCCUGAAAGUUAGAGAAUUCUUUGGAUUCUUUGUAAUUUAAUGAAUUGGUCAAAAAAAAAAAGACCAAGAGUUGUUAUAACAUAGAUAAUUUUUGUUCUAUUCCAGAUAUGGAAUGAAAAUUUGCAUUUAAAAUCUUUGUGAAUGUUUUCAGAAAUGAAUAGAUAACAGUACUAAACUGAAGUCUCUAAAGUUAUGUAUUCAUAAUGUUGCAUAGUAGUAUGCUUAGGCUUUACUAUGUACUAGCCUUUUGUUGGAUUUGUGUACGUAUUUUACGUAUGGGUUUUAAUGAUACAGUGUAUGACUGCUUUGCAUAUAAGUCCUUAUGACUUUAAGAUGUUUAAAAAAAUAAAGAAAUGGAAUGGUCUUAAGAAAAAAGAAAAAAGAAAAAAAAGAAAAAAAGCAAUAACCAAAAAAGCUAAGACAAUGGUCCCUGAAAAUGGAAAAAAAUAAAAAAGGAAAGAAAAAAGACCAUUCCAAAUGGUGACCCCCCCCACCCCCAUACUCACAAAAGGAGCUAUAAUCACUGUCUUUUUUUUUUUUUUUUAACAUCAAUGUCAUAUUGAAUAUAUAAAAAACUGAUAACUUGAAAUGUGAAGUCUCAUUUUUAGGUGAUAUACAAUUGUAUUUUAGUAUAUGGUUUUGCUGCAUAAAAGCCUUAGAAACAUAUUUUAAAUUUUAAAACGGAUAACAUAAUUUAAAUCAAAACUGCUUCAAAUAGAAUAACAUUUAAUGAAUAAGAAGAGCAUUUGUAUGCAUAUACUGUGGACCUAUAGAAGAAAACUUGAUCCCACGAAGAUAUAUCCACUAAAGAAACAUAACAGAAGAAUAUAUUUAAGAAAAGUGAAUGGUAGGUAUUAUAGUCUUAAGAACUUUGAGCCUAUAUAUUAAUAUAUCUCCUUUGUCCUUGCAAAGAUUUUUUUUUUUUCAUUUUAAAACUACAUUUGGCAAAAUGAUCAGUUCAUACUAUCGUCUGUUCAUUUAGUUCUUAAAAUGUAUAAAUGUAGGAAAUGCUAAUCGAACUGUGAGCUUGCAGAAAUACUAAAUAUGCACUUUUUCACAGGGAACUAUGUUCUGCGUUGGCUUCCUAAGUUUGCGGUUCUUCCCUUCUUAGAAGGGAAAAAACACUAAGACUUAGCCCUGUAGAAAUAUGGAAACUCCUAUACCCAAAAGAAAGUGUUUCACAUCCCUUGAAGUAGCAUUCUGUCUCCUCCUUAGGUCUUUUGUAGGCAUAUCAGCUAUUGGGAGCCCGGUGUAUCCCUCAACCCACAAAUAAAUGUAAUAUAAAUCCAAUACACCUCUCAUCAGACAGGUGCAGAAGUGGUAGUUGGAUCUCAUAAUAUUUUUCAGUGUGCACUCUUCAUUUAUUUGGGAGCAAAUUACCGCCACCCCUUAAGACUUUGCUUGGAACAUCAUUACUCUGCUGACAGCCUUUUUAUUCAUAAGAUAAGAGAUGAAGGGAAAUGGAAGUAGCAUCAUCCCUGAGGUUAGAGUGUCCCUCAGCUUUCUAAAUCUGUGGUAUGAGGUUUUUUUUUUUGGUGUUUGUUCUGUAGACCUGAAUCCCAGUUCUUUUUCAGUUUAUGUAUGUGUGCUCUCUUUUUCUCUCUGUGUGCACACCUUGUUGCAAAAAUGUGCUCUAUUGUUUUUGUAUAGAGCUUAGUUUUAUAUUGAAGUUUCACAAUUUUCUGCUUGUAUGGUAACUUCUAAUGUUUAUCAUAGGGACUUGAACUGUUUAUUAGGGAAAUUGACCUUUUUACACUGAAUUUCAGGCAAAAUAAAUUAAUUUUAAAUCCUGUUUCUCCAGUGUUCUAAAUGAGCUAUUCUGGUUCAUUGAGUAAAUACAAACUUUUCAACUUCUUAUUUUUUAAUUAUUUAGUACUUCUGAAGGGUGCCAGACUGAAAUGUUGGAGACUGAAGUUUUGUGUUUUUCCACAUAUCAGGUACUGCAGAUGAGGUCUGUGCAUGCUCCCUAGAUUGAGUAGUUUGUUCUAUGAUGAUGUAAUCUUCCUCUUCACUGACUUCCAGAUAAAGUGAAAGUUAGUGACACUUGUUAGGGUGUAGGUUUUUAUAUGGGUCCAUGUCCAAAGAAGCUGAAACUAGGUCACUUCACUUAGAUAUCAGAUGGUCACAACUUUUGGUGGUUGCUCAGUUGGACUGACUUCAAACUAGUGACACAGCUGUGUGAGAUUCCAUUUCCUAUUGAUCCCUGUGGUCUUCCUAUGAAAAGUUUUUAGAAUUAUGUGCCUCCAAAAUUAGGGUGAAAAUGAAAAAAAUGUUGCUGUAGUAUAUUUUAUACUCUGUUUUGUCGUAUCUCAUCCAGUUACUGAAGGCUACCAGGGUCACAAUGCUUCAGCUCACUUUCUCACACGUUAAAGAAAGAAGCACAGCCAUUUCAUCCUGCAACCAGUGUGUGCCACUGUUUGUGUUUAGUGCCCAGAGACCCCCCCAGUUAUAAUAGUAAUGAUUGAGUUCUGUACAGCAUAAAAGAAUCUAGACCUUCCACAAUCUAAACUAGUUUCCCAUUUAUUUCUGAAUCCUUUUCAAGCUGCCUUUUUUUUGCUUUUUGAUACCUUAUGGUUUGCUCCAACCUACAUGCUGUAUAUGUCUGCCAUCCUCCUGGUUCCUUCCUAUUGCCUAGCACCAGUGUCCUCUUUGUCCUUUCACACCGUCUGACCACUGUUGAAAUAGUCAUCACUUGAAGUCUCUCUCUGGUGGAGCAUCCUUCUGUUUUUUAUCUAACAAGCCAUACAUCUCACACUUUCAUUCCACUAUGAGUUGAUCCUCAUGAAUGUGAUUCUGCUCAUGUAUGCACGUGAACUUAGCUAAAUUGCUCUGUUUUGUAUCCAACAGUUCUGCAAAUGAAUUUUGCUAAUCUGAGACACCAAGAAUGGUUACCUUGUUUUUUCCAGAAAACUUUUCCCAACUUCUAAGGAAAAAGGUAAAUUUUUCUUUCUUUAAGGUGCUCUUUUGUUAGAUGUUGGAUGACGAAGGACUUAAGACAGAAAAAUACAAAGCUAUAACUCAUUGAAAAUGUUGAUUUAAAAGAAAAUGAUACCCCACAACUUCAAUAGUUUUCCUAACAGGAAGAGAAAGUCCAAGAAAUUGUAACUUGUCUUUGUCUCACAAGCCAUGUACAAAAGACCUCCAGUGAGAAUUUCUUUUAAAUAACUCUUAAAGCCAGGGUUAUAGAAAUUGAGUCACAGAAGGGGAGUAAAAUUAACAAGUGAAAACUUGGUUUAAAGAAUCUGGGAGAAAACAUAGUUGAUGUUGAAGAAUGACAUUUUGAAAUCUUUUCAGUAUUUAAACAUUUUAAUCUUUAAUGAACAAAUUUAUCCUCUAAGAUCUUAUAUGUACAGCAUGAGCAACAUCAGAGGAAGCCUCCUUGUACAGAUCUGCCAGUAUAUCUUAACUUUGUUGUGAAGGAUCCACUCCUAGAGGUGAAGUGGUAGCUUAAUCUUCAUAGAUUGGCCUUUUGCAUCUUUACUCUGGUUGCAAACAAUAAUGUUCCUCUAGUCAGUUGUGGUGUUGGUUUUGUAACAUGGAUAUUUGUCCUUGAGGCAAAGCACGUCAAAAAGCCAUCAGAUCACAAAGAAUUUUCAUUCUCCGCUGAUAUGGCCCUGAUGUGACCUGGAAGUGAAAUGUCACACAGUUUAUUACCAGUUCCCUGACCCUUCUAAUCCCACUAAGGAUCUAAUAAAAAUUUAUUCCAAAACCUCUUGUUAAUUUGCUUUUGUUUUCUUUAUAAUUAGCUCACUUGAUAUCAUUGACUGGGAUUUUUGGAUUUUCUCCUGCUUCGGCCACAAAGUGAUCACAGGAACUGGCAUAAGUUUCCAUCAGUACACCUCAUUUGCUGUAUUACUGAAGUGUCCAGGUGCAUUGAUUUUUUUUUCCACCUUCCGCCAUCAGCUACUGGCCACUGGAGAAGGUAGCAUAUUAGAUGUAACCCAGUACAGCAGAUCCUAUGUUACUCUUGUUAACCAGUUAAAUUACUGUGGUUAAAACAAAUGGAAUAAAUAGCACAGGAAUUUGAAGUUUCUUCAGAAAAUACUGGAGCUAAUUUAGAGAUCACUACCCUAGUUUUGGUUGAUAUUUAGUCUUCUGUUUCUUGAGUUGGAAUGAUGUUGAUUUUUACAGCAAGUGUGCUGCUGCUGUAGCAUCCCCAUUAUCAUCUUCACAUGCAGCUAUUUUAUUAAGACAAAGAAAGAUUUAUUUUAGAAAUUCUUCUGAAGAAAUUUCAAGAUCAAUAUGGUUUACUAGCUUUUCUUUGAAAAAUCAAACUGAUUAUCUGAUUUUGUGGAAAUUAGCUCUUUAAGCAUUGUGAACCCCUGGUAGGGCUUAUGCAUGUAUCUUCAUAGGAUUUUUAAUAUGCUCAGCAGGAUUGCUGCUCGGAUACUAUGUUUACUGGUGCUGUAUAAGUAUUAUAGAUCAUUUUUCAGCUUUUAUCCUUAAUGUCUUUUUCUGCAUCCUUCAUUUUAUUUUUAACCACAUUUUGAAUUUGUAUCCACCAAGUAUCAUGGAUUUUGCAUUUAUAAAUUUCACUUUAAUCGUUUAGACAUAAUUGUCAAGCAAACAUUUUGCAAGUCAUUUAUCUUUGUAUAUUUUCCCAAUAGAUAAUUGCUUUGAAAUUCAUGCUGUCUGAGCUUUUAGCAUUUAUUAGAUAAUCAGAAGUUAUUUGAAUGUUAACAUUGCAUUUUUUUCUUUUUUGUUCAGAUGAGUCAGGAUUUCAUUUUUUCCACUGGGCUUGUACUGCUGAGAGCCUAUUGAUGUCUUUGGAACUGCAUAUUACCUGAUCCUGUAUUACUUUGUUACUGACAAGGUCACAUGUUCCUGACUUCCACCGUACUCCAGUAGAGUAAUUCAGUUUUUUGCCUUUCUCUGACCAAGGUUGUGCAAGAUUAGCUGCACAGGUGUAUGAACAGUAUAUUACCCUUUCCUAUCAGCAGAUGGGGAGACACAAAAUUGAGGAAGUCAUUCUUCAGACAUGAUUUCUGUUUUAAGAAGAAAGUAUCUAUUGCAGCAAUUUCCCUCAUACUUCAGCCUUUUUGGAUCAUAUAUUGGAAAAAUGUUUCUCAUGAAGUCACUAAUAAUACUUCAUUUAUUCAAUCCAUUUUACAAAGACUAGUCCUCAGACCACCCCUUGUUGUAGGUUGCUGACUUGCAUGUGAAUUUUUGUUGGAAGCUUGUCAGCAAUUUUCUUAUAAAAAGUAGAUCUGUUUAUAUCACCAAAUCUAUUAAGAAAAAGGAGGACAUUAAACUAGAGGUAUAACCCCUCUUGAUAAGCAAUGGUAGGACUAUCUUUAACAGCUCACUUUGAAGUGGAUUUCACAUGUAAUAUUCAAUCAUUUGGAUGCUGCUGCUUUUCAGGUCUUGGAUGGGCAUCAAAGCAGUUCCUCCGUUUUAUCAGUAAAUGGUGACUCAUGCUUUUCAUAGACUUCCAUAGUGCCCUUCGAACUGUGAAGGAAGUGCUGUGAGAUUUCUCCAAAAUGUUUUCCUAAUCUUCAGCUAGAUGGAAGGUCUCUUUUCUCUGAGGCAAACUAAGACUUCUCUCUGUACAAUAAUUUGCUCUCUACAAUCUGUGAAACUUGUCUUCUCACUAAAGACCACAAAUUAUUCUUCAGUUUAUAUAGAAUUCUAUUUAAUAAAAAAUAUUUGAGCCAAA
This is a messenger RNA of Dermochelys coriacea (leatherback sea turtle), 9246 nucleotides long. RefSeq names its product RNA binding motif protein 26 (gene RBM26). The transcript is spliced from 22 exons. Lineage: Eukaryota; Metazoa; Chordata; Testudines; Dermochelyidae. The record is from RefSeq and is a predicted model, not a curated record. Bases 313 to 3351 code for a protein of 1012 amino acids. Gene Ontology annotation, cellular component: nucleus. Gene Ontology annotation, molecular function: RNA binding; metal ion binding. Gene Ontology annotation, biological process: mRNA processing.